AUGGAUAAAGCUUUUACUCUUGACAUUCUUUCACUUAUUGCUUUCCUCGAAGAUGAUGAAGAACAGACCAUUGAGCUAACUCAGCAUUCACUAGAGAUCAAGCGAACCUAUGUAUGUCAAGAUCAUCCAUGUAUUGCACUCGAUCUUGCAACUCUUGGGAAUAUUUUGAAAGAAUUGGGUAGACACGAUGAAGCAAUGGCUCAUUACACCGAAGCUAUAACUAUAUACGAACACUUGAAAGCGGAUAGACAUCCUGGAACAGCGGUUAUCUUGCACGGGCUUGGCUUCAUUCAUUGUGCCAAGAAGGAUUAUAAUAUAGCUCUUUCUUAUUACCUCAAAGCUCAGACAGUUUAUGAAAAGUAUUUUACAACUAAUGAUCCAAAUCGUAUACGUCUUCUGCUGUCUAUUGCCGAAGUGUAUCAGUUGCAAGGUGAUCUUCAUUUAGUCAUCGAUGCGUUAAAACACUGCUUGACAACAAUACAAAGUUCACAUCCAAUCGAUAAGCUGCUAUUAGGACGAACAUAUAUGAUGCUUGCGGAUACUUAUAUGCUCGAAGGUAAUACCGUUGCGGCCUUAUAUCAAUAUGAAAAAGGACUAUCGAUCGAAGUUGAUCACGAUAUUGACCAUUACGUUUAUUAUGUUGGUUACCAUUUACUUAUGUUAAGCUGUAAUUUGAAAUCGCAAGGACUACUUCAGCAAGCGCAAAUGAUGUAUAAAAACGCAUCGAUCAUUUUCCAACAACUUGACAAACUAAACUUGUUCGAUUUAGUCGAAAAACUAAUUAAACUUUCAACAAAUGACAGUUUAAAAGAUGAACUUUUAUCCUUUCCAGAAAGUCUUCAGAAAAACGCGUUCAAGGAUGCAAUGGACAUUAUCGACAUCCUUAGCAAAGCGGCAAGUUUGCCAUCACAUCACGUCGAAGUCUUAUCAAUCAAAGAUCAGAUCCUCUACUAUUAUUUUUCAAUGGCUCUGUAUCAACAAUUGUUCAUGAAUAUAAAGCACCGAGCAACAGCUCUUAUUCUUCUCGGCAGUCAUUACGAAAAGUAUCAUCAGAAGGAUCUGGCACAGCACUGUUACGUCCUAGCGGAGUCAGUUUACAAGGAAUUAGUUGCUUAUUCAGCUUCUGCAACAGAUUCAACUGAUCUCACUGAUGUGCUGAACAACAUCACCAUACGUAUCGAGUCGUUGACAAUGUGA
Didymodactylos carnosus is the source of this 1197-nucleotide messenger RNA. The record is from the annotation of a GenBank genome assembly. Lineage: Eukaryota; Metazoa; Rotifera; Eurotatoria; Philodinida; Philodinidae.